AUGUCGAAAAUUCCUCGAAACUUCAAGCUCUUGGAAGAGUUAGAAAAGGGCGAAAAGGGCCUUGGUGCCGAGUCCAUCUCUUACGGCUUAGACAAUCAGGAUGAUAUCACCAUGACCUACUGGAAUGGAACCAUCUUGGGACCUCCACACUCUUCGCUUGAAAACAGGAUCUUUUCGUUGAAAAUCGUCUGUGAUGAGACUUACCCAGAUAAGCCUCCUAAGGUGACGUUUGUUACUCUGAUCAACUUGCCCUGUGUUGACUCCAAGGGAAACGUCAUAGUGCCAAAGUUUGACACUUUGAAAAACUGGAAGAGAACCUAUUCCAUUGAGACUGUUCUUUUGGAAUUGAGAAAGACCAUGGCAUCUCCUGAGAACAAAAAAUUGACCCAGCCAGAAGAGGGAACCUUGUUCUAG
This is a messenger RNA of Scheffersomyces stipitis CBS 6054, 414 nucleotides long. RefSeq names its product E2 ubiquitin-conjugating protein (gene MMS2). The record is from RefSeq and is a predicted model, not a curated record. Lineage: Eukaryota; Fungi; Ascomycota; Pichiomycetes; Serinales; Debaryomycetaceae. The transcript has 2 exons. The coding region runs from base 1 to 414 and encodes 137 amino acids. Gene Ontology annotation, biological process: protein K63-linked ubiquitination; DNA damage tolerance. Gene Ontology annotation, cellular component: nucleus.